This is a messenger RNA of Paralichthys olivaceus (Japanese flounder), 3820 nucleotides long. RefSeq names its product PRP6 pre-mRNA processing factor 6 homolog (S. cerevisiae) (gene prpf6). Gene Ontology annotation, molecular function: protein binding. Gene Ontology annotation, cellular component: U4/U6 x U5 tri-snRNP complex; catalytic step 2 spliceosome. Gene Ontology annotation, biological process: mRNA splicing, via spliceosome; spliceosomal tri-snRNP complex assembly. NCBI's taxonomy places the organism in Eukaryota, Metazoa, Chordata, Actinopteri, Pleuronectiformes, Paralichthyidae. The record is from RefSeq and is a predicted model, not a curated record.
AAGCUGUUCGCUGGUACCGGAAGUGCGACUGUUGUUUAUCCGGCAGUGUGCAUCCUCGCCGUAGGAGAAACGAUGGCGAGUUCUGGUGCUAAACAGGCGCCGAAAAUGACCUCCAAGGCAUCGGCGGGAGGUUCCGGGGCGCCCGGGGCCAACGGUGCGCCCCCGGCAAUGCCCCUCGCCUCUCCGCUCAUGGGGAAAAAGAAGAAGCCUUUCCUGGGGAUGCCCGCUCCGCUCGGCUACGUCCCGGGUCUCGGCAGAGGUGCAACUGGUUUCACCACCCGAUCAGAUAUUGGUCCUGCUCGUGAUGCCAAUGAUCCAGUGGAUGAUCGGCAUGCCCCCCCAGGGAAGAGGACAGUUGGGGACCAAAUGAAAAAGAACCAGGAGGAGGAUGAAGAAGAUCUCAAUGAUACCAACUAUGAUGAGUUCAAUGGAUAUGCAGGUAGCUUGUUUUCCAGUGGACCCUAUGAGAAAGAUGACGAAGAGGCAGAUGCUAUAUAUGCUGCACUAGACAAGAGGAUGGAUGAAAGACGCAAAGAAAGAAGGGAGCUGAGAGAAAAGGAAGAAAUCGAGAAAUAUCGUAUGGAGCGACCCAAGAUACAGCAGCAGUUUUCAGAUCUAAAGAGGAAGUUGGCAGAGGUGUCAGAAGAAGAGUGGCUGAGCAUCCCUGAGGUUGGAGAUGCAAGGAACAAGCGACAGAGGAAUCCCCGCUAUGAAAAACUCACCCCUGUCCCUGACAGCUUCUUCUCCAAACACCUGCAGACCGGAGAGAACCACACCAGUGUUGACCCUCUGCAAGGGCUGGGAGGUCUGAACACCCCUUACCCUGGAAGCAUGACACCUGGUCUGAUGACUCCAGGGACAGGAGAGCUGGACAUGAGGAAAAUUGGCCAGGCCAGGAACACACUCAUGGAUAUGAGGCUCAGUCAGGUUUCUGACUCAGUGAGUGGACAGACAGUGGUGGAUCCUAAGGGUUACCUGACAGAUCUCAACUCCAUGAUCCCCACACAUGGAGGAGACAUCAGUGACAUCAAGAAGGCUCGUCUGCUGCUGAAAUCAGUGAGGGAGACCAAUCCCCAUCAUCCGCCUGCCUGGAUUGCCUCUGCCAGGUUAGAGGAGGUGACGGGCAAACUACAGGUGGCGAGGAACCUGAUCAUGAAAGGCACAGAGAUGUGCCCUAAGAGUGAGGAUGUGUGGCUGGAGGCAGCCCGGCUCCAGCCUGGUGACACAGCUAAAGCCGUGGUAGCCCAGGCUGUCCGUCACAUGCCGCAGUCCGUCCGCAUCUACAUCAGAGCUGCAGAGCUGGAGACAGAUGUCAGGGCCAAGAAACGAGUUCUCAGGAAGGCCCUGGAGAAUGUGUCCAAGUCAGUUCGACUGUGGAAGACUGCUGUUGAGCUGGAGGAGCCAGAGGAUGCAAGGAUCAUGCUUAGCCGAGCUGUUGAGUGUUGCCCUACGAGUGUGGAGCUGUGGCUGGCCCUGGCCCGGUUAGAGACCUACGAGAACGCCCGUCGUGUCCUGAACAAAGCUCGAGAGAACAUUCCCACUGAUCGCCACAUCUGGAUCACUGCUGCAAAGUUGGAGGAGGCCAAUGGCAAUACGCAGAUGGUGGACAAGAUCAUCGACAGAGCCAUCACCUCCCUACACGCCAACGGUGUAGAGAUCAACAGAGAGCAGUGGAUACAGGAUGCAGAGGAGUGUGACAAAGCAGGCAGUGUGGCUACCUGCCAGGCUGUGAUCAGGGCCGUCAUCGGGAUUGGUAUUGAGGAGGAGGACCGUAAACACACUUGGAUGGAGGAUUCGGAGAGUUGUGUGGCCCAUGGAGCGCUGGAGUGUGCCAGGGCCAUCUACGCCCACUCUCUGCAGGUGUUCCCCAGUAAAAAAAGUGUCUGGCUCAGAGCCGCCUACUUUGAGAAGAACCAUGGCACCAGAGAGUCUUUGGAGGCCCUGCUCCAGAGAGCAGUGGCUCACUGUCCCAAGGCUGAGGUCCUGUGGCUGAUGGGUGCCAAGUCCAAGUGGCUGGCUGAGGAUGUGCCUGCCGCCAGAAGUAUCCUGGCUCUGGCCUUCCAGGCUAACCCUAACAGUGAAGAGAUCUGGCUUGCUGCUGUCAAACUGGAGUCUGAGAAUAAUGAGUAUGAAAGAGCCCGUCGACUGCUGGCCAAGGCCCGUAGCAGUGCCCCAACAGCCAGGGUAUUUAUGAAAUCAGUGAAGUUGGAGUGGGUGCUGGGAAACAUAGAUGCUGCCCAGGAGCUGUGCACUGAGGCCCUGAAACACUACGAGGACUUCCCAAAACUUUGGAUGAUGAGAGGCCAGAUCGAGGAGCAGGGUGAAAACAUGGAUAAGGCCAGGGAGGCCUACAACCAAGGGUUGAAAAAGUGUCCCCACUCGGUGUCCCUGUGGUUGUUGCUGUCUCAUCUUGAAGAGAGAGUGGGACAGCUGACCAGAGCCAGAGCGAUCCUAGAGAAGGCACGACUUAAGAACCCCCAGAGCCCCGAGCUAUGGCUGGAGUCUGUCAGACUGGAGUUCAGGGCCGGACUGAAGAACAUCUCCAACACACUCAUGGCCAAAGCCCUGCAGGAGUGUCCCAAUUCAGGUAUCCUGUGGGCUGAGGCUGUAUUCCUGGAGGCCAGGCCCCAAAGGAAAACUAAGAGUGUGGACGCUUUGAAGAAGUGUGAACAUGAUCCCCACGUGUUGCUCGCUGUAGCCAAGUUGUUUUGGAGUGAACGUAAGAUCACCAAAGCCAGAGAGUGGUUCCUCAGGACAGUGAAGAUUGACCCAGACCUCGGAGAUGCUUGGGGUCUCUUCUACAAGUUUGAGCUGCAACAUGGAACAGAGGAACAACAGGAAGAGGUGCGGAAGCGUUGUGAGAACGCAGAGCCCCGCCACGGAGAGCUAUGGUGUGCCGAGUCCAAACACGUCCUGAACUGGCAGAAGAAGACGGGAGAGAUCUUAGCGCUUGUAGCCAGCAAGAUCAAGAAUACAUUCUGAGACUAAGAAAGGACAUUUGGACUCAAUACAGGUGGAGGACUCUGGCAGUGACGGGUGUAGCAGUGGACAUGCUCAACCUGUCCGUCUCUGGACACCUACCCCUUUACAUGGUUUGUUGUUUUGCCACCUUAAAUUGUACUUACCGAAAUUAGGAUAUAAUAUCAAAGUGAAAAGUGAGUCGUCAAUACAAACUUUACUGUCAAGUUUUGGAGCUUUUGUUGUUUACACACAGAUGAUCUCCGUUCAACUUCUAAGAAUCCUUUGCUCCGAGGAUGAGGAUUUAACAAUGUCGGGUUAGAGUUAUAAUCUGUCAGCUUGUUUUCAUGUUUUUCUAAAUUUGUGAUGAAUUUGUUCAUUUGUUUUCACUUUGAUAUUAGUUUUUUCUGAUGAUCGUUUUCAAAAAUCUUAAUGUCAAUCUCUGUGGUUGUUGAAGAGAAAAUAAAAAAAACAUGCAGAAAUGAAAAUGAAUCAUUUCAGUACCCUGUUAUAGACACAUGUACCAAACACACACAGGUUGAUUCCACCUCUGGCAGUAUACUGUGGACAGGAACCUGUGGGAAUCAAGUGAUCUGUAGUUGCUCUUUACAAAAUGUGUUUUGUAAAAAGAAAAAUCAAAACAUCACAUUUUAGAGGAUUUUUUAUUUUUCUGUCUGAGGAUGUGUCGGAGGUUAGAUUUGGCUCCGUCUGUUCAACAAGAUGUGACUGUAUAUACACUCUGUCAGGGGCUAAUAUCUGAUCUCUCAUGUUGUAGUGAUGAUCUGCUUUUUUUUACACCGCUUGCUUGAAAUGAGUUUGAAAGAAAUACUUUGCAAGAAUCCAAUAAACAAAGUUUAUUGCA